Rhodofomes roseus is the source of this 1736-nucleotide messenger RNA. RefSeq lists its product as uncharacterized. The transcript is spliced from 3 exons. Lineage: Eukaryota; Fungi; Basidiomycota; Agaricomycetes; Polyporales; Fomitopsidaceae. The record is from RefSeq and is a predicted model, not a curated record. Bases 122 to 1342 code for a protein of 406 amino acids.
GUUCGGAACAUGGGCGCCUGAAGACGGCCUCGGCGAAAAAAAGACAUGUGACAAAUACUCAAAAGUGGUGGGCAUAAAGAGCGUCCCCCUGCGUCGCUCUCCUUUCGCGACCCUCGCAACAAUGUCCGCAUCGUCGCAGCAAUCGAGCUCGCCCGCGCAGGUGGCGAGCGCGCCGUCGGGUUCAUCCGGCUCGACUAAUUCUUCGUCCUCCUCAUCCUCAUCCUCCUCAUCCUCGUCCUCGUCCUCGUCCUCCUCAUCCUCCAGCUCGUCGACAACCACCCCGUCCUCGAGCUCCUCGUCCACCACCCAGCCAGCUAGCGCCUCGUCGCCCAGCGCCUCCGCGUCCUCGUCCGGGUCCUCCAGCGGUGCAUCGUCGUCAUCAGCCAGCUCGACUUCCAGUGCCACGUCCACGUCGUUCUCAACACACACGCAGACGAGCACAUCCGUCUUUGUCACCACAAAUGCUCAGGGCGCCGCCACCACCGUCACCUCCGUCCAGCUCGUGACCUCCACCGCCGCCGUCGGCUCGACCAACACCUCCACCGGCUCAAAUCACACCGGCGCCAUCGUCGGCGGUGUCGUCGGCGGCGUCGGCGGCCUCGCCGUCCUCCUCGCCCUGCUCUUCUUCCUCUGCAAGCGCAGGAAGCGCGACGACUUUGACGGCAACUUCGACCCCGACCGCGUCGUCGGCCUCUCCGGCCACGACGGCGCCACCCUCCCCAACCUCGACCUCGCCGGCGCCGACGAGGUCACGCCCUACACGUACAACCCCACCGGCAACGGCGCCGCAGCCGACGACAGCAUGCGCCAGCACGGCAACGUCCCCGCCUUCCUCGCGGGCGGCCUCGCCGGCGCAGGAGCGGGCGCCGCCGCCGCCAAGCCGCGCCCCGGGUCCGCCUCGCCCCCCGUACCCUCCGCGCCGUCCCACUACUCCGCGUCCCAGUCGCACUACGCCCCGUCGUCCUCCGACCCGUCGCAGUACCCCGACUACAGCGCGUACAGCCAGUACAACCAGCAGCAGCCAGGCUACGGCCCACCCGGCGCAGGCCCCAGCUACGCCCCCGGCGGCUUCCGCCAGCCCUCCCCCGGCCCGAGCAUGGCCUACUCUGCGCACUCCCCCACGUCCCCCACGCACUCGGGAUCCGGCAGCGGCGCGCCCUUCCUCGCCGCCGGCAACAUCCCGAGCUCCAAGGAGCGCGAGGCGACCGCAAGGGGCAUGCAGCUCGCGAACCCGGGCGACGUCAUGCAGCAUGAGGACGCAGGGCGUGUCCCGCCCGAGGAGGACGAGCAUGCACUGAACGAGGUGCCCCCGAGGUAUGACCAGAUCCAUAGGGAUAAUUAAGCGUGUUCUGUGAGUCGCUCUCCGGCGUUGCGUGCGCAGAGGCCGCUGACAGGUGUGCAGGCAGACGAUAGAUGGACUGCGUGUUUCUCGUGUUCAUUUUAUCACAAUAAGGGGACCGUCGCGGGCUGCUAUCGCGUGCUCCUCCCCAUACUUUCCCCCUCGCCGCUCCCGUAAAACCUAGAACCCGCAACGAGCCAGCCCGCGGCCCCCCACGCAUCGACGAGACGACCUCUGUACGCUAUAUGUCACGACGUUCCGCACCUACGUACCCCUACCUACUUACUCGUAACGUAAUUGACGGACCACGCUCGCUUGUUUCGCCGUCCUCCGGCCCUGCUGCUCGUGCACGUUGCUAGUAAAUGAUGCAUAUGCGUAUCCUAUAGUUGCGGCCUUU